AUGGCGUGGUCACAGCUAGACGUUACGAAGCCGCACUUGGUGUACAUCAUCCUGGGCGGCUUCACCUCCCUCUUCAUGCUGUGCUCGUCCGUCAUCAAGGAGCGCAUGUACAUUGGCGAGGCCACCGUCGCGACGCUGUGCGGGGUCAUCUUCGGGCCUUACGGUGCCAACCUCAUCGACCCGACCAGCUGGGGGUCUACCGACAUCGUCACGAUCGAGUUCUCGCGCAUCGUCCUGGUGGUGCAGUGCUUCGCCGUCGGCGUAGAGCUUCCCCGCUACUACAUGGAGAGGCAUUGGCGGUCCGUGGCGUUCCUGCUGAUCCCCGUCAUGAUGUUCGGCUGGCUGAUCGUCAGCCUGUUCGUGUGGUGGAUGAUACCCGGUUUCAGCUGGGUCGACGGGCUGGUCGUGGCGGCCUGCAUCACAGCCACCGACCCCGUCCUCGCGUCAUCCGUCGUCGGUAAGGGCAAGUUCUCUAAGCGCGUACCCAAGCAUCUGAGGGACCUGCUGUCGGCCGAGUCCGGCUGCAACGACGGCAUGGCCUUCCCCUUCAUCUACCUGUCGCUGUACCUGAUCCAGUACAACAACAAGGCCGGCCCCAUCACCCUGCACUUUGUCUGCUACGUCAUCCUGUACGAGUGCAUCUUCGGCGCCGUCUUCGGCUUCCUCGUCGGCUACAUUGCCCGCCACGGCAUCCGCUUCGCCGAGAGGCACGAGCUCAUCGACAGGGAGAGCUUCCUGGUCUUCUACUUCGUCGUCGCCCUGUUCUGCGCCGGCGCCGGGAGCAUACUGGGCGUCGACGACCUGCUGGUCGGCUUCGCCGCCGGCGUCGGCUUCUCCAACGACGGAUGGUUCGGCGAGAAGACCGAGGAGUCCCACGUGUCCAACGUCAUCGACCUGCUGCUCAACCUGACCUACUUCGUCUACCUGGGCACCAUCAUCCCCUGGGACCAGUACAACAACGGCGUCGAAGGCCUGCGCGUCUGGCGCUUGGUCGUCAUAGCCAUCCUCGUCAUCUUCUUCCGCCGCAUCCCCAUCAUGCUGGCCCUCAAGCCGCUGAUACCCGAUCUGAAGACGUGGCGAGAGGCCCUGUUCGCCGGCCACUUCGGCCCCAUCGGCGUCGGCGCCAUCUUCGUCGCCAUCAUGGCCCGCGCCCAGCUCGAGCACGAGGAGCCCGUCCCGCUGGCUGUGCUGCCCUCGCCCGACGCGGAGCACUACCACACGCUGUACCUCGUCUGGCCCAUCGUCACCUUCAUCGUGAUAUCGUCCAUCCUCGUCCACGGCUCGUCCGUCGCCGUCUUCACCCUCGGCAAGCGCAUCAACACCCUGUCUCUGACCAUGUCGUACACCCAGGGACUCGAGGACGGCCCCACGUGGAUGAACAGGCUGCCUCGCAUCUCGUCAAUCUCGCGCUCUCAGGCUAAGACGUCCGACUCGUCGUUUGACAAGGGCCUCACCUACCCUCCCGGUACUCUCGCCCCGCCUGGCGGCCUCCUGCGCCGCCGCAAGGACGAAGACGGCGGCCGCGUCGGCAGCCGCGCUUCGUCCCUCGUGUCCAGGCGCCGCCGGUCCCGCAGGAGUGGGAACGAGGACUUUGGCGGCCCCAUCUCCCAGUCUGCCAUCUACCCCAACCGCGACCACGAGACGUCCCUACCCUACGGGGAGGAGACCAAGGACGAGGAGGACGGCUCCGGCCGCAAGGAAGAGGGCGUCGACGGGAAUGAUGCCGUCGCCGGCACACCCUCGCCCCAGGACGACGACACCGCCAAGCCUGGAGAGGAGCCUGGAGAGGACUCGCCCGAAGACGAGGGGACCUCGCGUGGCCGUCGCCGUUCCAUGGACCCCGUGACCCUCUACGACGAGGGCGACAACAUGGUCAUCGAGAACCGGGACGGCGAGGUCAUCGAGGUGGUGCCCGCGGCUCACGCCAAGCACGGGGAGGGAGAGCUUCCCCAGCCUGUCACGGCCGGCAAAUCCGAUCAGGCCUCCCGGAGCAGGUGGCCGUUUGGCGAAUUCCGUCGCAAGGUCAGCGACAUGUACUCUUCCGAGAUGGAGAAGCGCAAGGGCAAGGGCUCCGCCUCUCGAAAGCACGAGCCCGCCCGGGCUUACCAGUUUGGUACUACGAUUAUUGUUGAAGAUGAAGACGGUGAAGUCGUCAAGACGUACGAGCUGCCCACGCAGAGGCAGGAAGGCCAAGCCAGCGGCGGUGGUCUCUCGACGGGUCUCAAGUACGUCGGCCUAGGCGGCAAGCACCAGCAGCAGGCCGGUGCCCCCGGCGGUGGUGAAGCCGCAGCAGCGUCAACAGAGGCGACAACAGCAGAAGCGGCAGGAAGCGAGUCACCCAAGGAGCAGCAGGGCGAAAGCGGCAGCAGCGGUGCCGGCGAGCCUCCGGCCUCCAAACCCGUACAGCGCACGGCGACGGGUUGGGCCAACUGGCUAGCGGGCGGGUCGCGCGCAGCCGGGGACGGACAGGACGACUGCCCAGCCGACGACGACGACGACAAGAUCCGCUUCACGAUUGCCAACCAGGGCCGCCGCAUGACCAAGACCGACUUCAUCAACGAGAUGCAGAAGCUGGACGCCACGACGCGUCGACAGGUGGUGGCCGAGCAGAUGAAGAACGGUUCGCCCAAGGCACGCGACGCGGCCUCCGUGGCCGUCGCCAAGACGGAGAAGGACCAGCAACUAUCCUCUCAGCAGCAGCUCACCCCGCAGGUCGUGACGGAGAAGCCCAGCAGCGAAAACGUAGGCUCCUCCUCGUCGUCGUCCUACACAGGUGCUGCUGCUGCAGGUACCUCGACGGCGGGAACGACGGCAACGUCAAAGCAGCAGUCCGCCACGCCGUCCACCCAGACUGGCGAGACGGCCGCCGAGCGCAGAAGGAGACUGGCCGUCAUGGCCGAGCAGGGUGACGGCGAAGAUGAUAAUGACGAGACGCCGGCCGAGAGGAGGAGGCGCGAGGCAGCUCUGGGGAUGGGUGGUGCUGCGGCCGAGAGCGACGACGACGACGAUGACGACGAAGGGGAUAGGAACCCGUCUGGUUUGAGGAUUAGGUUUGCCGAACCAGCACGUGGAAGGAAGUGA
Molecule: messenger RNA, 3081 nt
Organism: Geosmithia morbida
Lineage: Eukaryota; Fungi; Ascomycota; Sordariomycetes; Hypocreales; Bionectriaceae
Product: NhaP-type Na+/H+ or K+/H+ antiporter
Exons: 2
Coding region: 1-3081 (1026 amino acids)
Biological process (GO): intracellular potassium ion homeostasis; proton export across plasma membrane; regulation of membrane potential
Cellular component (GO): plasma membrane
Molecular function (GO): sodium:proton antiporter activity
Source: RefSeq, a predicted model, not a curated record